Diabrotica virgifera virgifera (western corn rootworm) is the source of this 7627-nucleotide messenger RNA. Its product is annotated as zinc finger protein 235-like. The record is from RefSeq and is a predicted model, not a curated record. The transcript is spliced from 2 exons. The coding region runs from base 255 to 1709 and encodes 484 amino acids. Lineage: Eukaryota; Metazoa; Arthropoda; Insecta; Coleoptera; Chrysomelidae. Gene Ontology annotation, cellular component: nucleus. Gene Ontology annotation, molecular function: RNA polymerase II cis-regulatory region sequence-specific DNA binding; DNA-binding transcription factor activity, RNA polymerase II-specific. Gene Ontology annotation, biological process: regulation of transcription by RNA polymerase II.
AUAGUGUGAGGGUGGUUUGUCUGGGUUUAUGAUGGUUUAUGACAUAAGGCUUUUCAUAGUGUCACUGUCAUUGUCAUACUAAUACUGUGUUUGCUCGUUUACUCAUAGAUUAAAAUAAUAAUAAUAUUAAUAUAUAUUAACAUAUAUAUUAAUUAACAUUAAAUAAUAUUAACAUAUAUAUUAAUAUAAUAUUAUAGUAUUCUAGUGUUUACUGUGCUUACUGCUUACUUACCUCUAGUGUAAUAAAAUUUAACAUGGAAGUAAAACAAGAAAUUAGUGAAGAGAAGUGUAAAACAGAAAUUGAAUAUAAUAACUUGGAUGAUGCUCUUUUGGGUGGCUUUCAAUAUGAAAUAAAGGAGGAAUCUAAUAGGCAAAGUUCACAUGACACACACGAUUAUUUAGACUUAAAGGAAUGUCUCAUAAAAACUGAAGUAGAACAAUAUGAAGAAAGACAAAAAACUGAAGAAGGUUAUCCCCAAGAUGAAGACAAAACGGAAAUCAUGGAGAAACUCAUUGAAGAUUCAUCUUGCAAAGGAAAUGACACGAGUCGACACGAUGAAGGGAAACCAUUAAAUCAAACUAUGGAACUUGCAACUGGACAAAGACGUUUUAAGUGCGAAGUUUGUUUUAAACGGUUUAGCCAAGCAACUAAUUUGAAAGGACAUUUGAGAGUGCACACUGGAGAAAAACCAUACAAGUGCGAGAUUUGUUUUAAGCAAUUUAAUUUAGCAGGUAAUUUGAAAACACAUUUGAGAGUGCACACUGGUGAAAAACCGCAUAAGUGUGAAAUUUGUUUUAAGCAAUUUAGUCAAGCUAUUGCUCUAAAACAACAUAUGAUAGUGCACACUGGGGAAAAACCUCAUAAGUGUGAAAUUUGUUUUAAGCAAUUUAGUCAAGCUAUUACUCUAAAACAACAUAUGAGAUUGCACACUGGAGAAAAACGUUACAAGUGUGAAAUUUGUUUUAAGCAAUUUAGUAACGCAAGUCAUUUGAAAGGACAUUUGAGAGUGCACACUGGAGAAAAACCUCAUAAGUGUAAAAUUUGUUUUAAACAAUUUAGUCAAGCGGGUAGUUUGAAAACUCAUUUGAGUGUUCACACUGGAGAAGAACCUCAUAAGUGUGAAAUUUGUUUUAAGCAAUUUAGUAAUGCAAGUCAUUUGAAAUACCAUCUGAGAACACACACUGGAGAAAACCCUUACAAGUGCGAGAUUUGUUUUAAGCAAUUUAGCGAACCAAGUAAUUUGAAAACACAUUUGAGAGUGCACACUGGAGAAAAACCCUACAAGUGCGAGAUUUGUUUUAAACAAUUUCGUCGAACAGAUCAUUUGAAAGAACAUUUGAGAGUGCACACUGGCGAAAAACCUCAUAAGUGCGAGAUUUGUUUUAAGCAAUUUAAUCAAACAGGUGAUCUUAAGCAGCAUUUGAGAAUACAUACUGGAGAAAAACCCCAUAAGUGCGAGAUUUGUUUUAAGCAAUUUAGCAAAGCGAGUAGUUUGAAAACACAUUUGAGAGUGCACACUGGAGAAAAACCCUACAAGUGUGAAAUUUGUUUUAAGCAAUUUAGUAAUUCAAGUCAUUUGAAAGGCCAUUUGAGAGUGCACACUGGAGAAAAACCUCAUAAAUGUGAAAUUUGUUUUAAACAAUUUAGUCAAGCGGGUAAUUUGAAAACUCAUUUGAGUGUGCACACUGGAGAAGGACCUCAUAAGUAGGGGUCGCCAAGUUCUUGAAAAUUUCAAGAUCUUGUCUUGAUUUCAACACAAGAAGUAAUUUUAGAUUUUAAUUAAGGUCUAACCAAAGAACAAUAAAGAAGUUUUAAAGAAUGACCAGUCGUAAACUCAUAGCUACAUCUUUUAAUAAAGCCAAGCAUCUUUAAUGACUUAGAAACCAUGCUAUUAAUGUGUAGGUUGAAAUUCAAGUUAGUGUCAAGAAUAACACCCAGAUCUAUAACUGAGUCAACUAAUUGUAACCUAGUGUCCCGUAUAUAGUAAGAAUUAUUCUCAAAGUUUCUUAGUCGAGUAAAAGUUAUAGCAUGGCAUUUGUUUGCAUUUAAGUCCAUACCAUUAAGUGAGCACCAUUCCACAAGACCAUUAAGAUCUGAUUGCAAAUUGUAGUGAUCCAAAUCAGAGGCAAUUAUGUGAAAUAAUUUAAUAUCUGCAAAUAGAAGAAAUUGAGCAAAAUUGAAACUUUUAUUUAUGUCAUUUAUAAAUAAAUUAAAAAGGAUAGGUCCUAAGUGGGAGCCUUGAGGUACCCCCGAUUUAACUAUAAUUUCAUUAGAGAAAUAAUUCUUAAUACGAACUAUCUGCCUUCUAUCUAAUACAUAAUUUCGAAUCCAACUAAUCAGAGGAUCAGAGAAACCUAACUGUUCGAUCUUAUGUAACAAUAACGUAUGGUUGACCCUAUCGAAUGCCUUUUAAAAAUCUGUAUAUAUCGCUUCUACCUGUUGCUUGCUUUCCAAUGCUUCAUUUAAGUUUUUCUGUUUUUAAUUUAAUAAGUUCAUUUCAGUUGAUCUCCCCAUAACAAAACCAUACUGUUGUUCAAUAAUUACAUUUUGUAUAGUAGGCUUAAUUUGGUCACAUAUUAAACUCUCAUUAGGUAUAGUAUUAAGGAUACUAAUAGGUCUGUAGUUUUGAACCCUGCUUCUAUCUCCUUUCUUGAAUAUCGGUGAUUAAAACUAACUUUCCAAACGGGAGGGAAUUCACUCGUUUUUAAUGAUUUUUGAAAAAUAAAGAAUAAGGGACGAGCAAGAUUAAAAUUACAGUAUUUCAGUAACUUGGGUGGGAUUCCAUCAGGCCCUUGACCCUUAUGUAUGUUUAGCUGGGAUAAUUUGGUAUAUACCUCUGAAAUAGAUAAGUCACAACCAGUAAUGUUGAAACUAGUGUUAGUAUUUGCACUAUUUGGAAUAGGACAUUCGUCUUCUCUAUACACUGCAGCAAAGUACUGAUAUGGUGCUUCCUAAGGUUUAUUGAGAGAAUUGAAGGACGGAGAUCCUUUUGCUUAUAGAAGUAAUGUUGAGAACAAAUAGUUCAACAUUUAAUUAAUUGAUUUCAACUCGCUACUGUUUGGCUGCUGAGCGGGUGUAAAGUUUUGUUUGUCAUCAACACUCGUUGACUCGUUCAUUCGCUAGCCUUUAAACUCGCCGACUAUAGUUUGUUUUUAAACCAAGAGGAGUGAUUCAAAUUUACCGCGUUGUAAUGCUUGUUUGUCAUUGGUCCAACCGCAGACAAGUUUAUUUCACUGUUAUAAAAUUUUGACACUAAUGACAUUUAUCAAAUUUUGACAGUAUUGGCAUUUCAUAGGUUCACCCUCAGCGCCAGUGUAUCCUUUUAGAUACACACUGUCCUCAACGCUGUGUACCGAAAAAGAUACACAUGGUUCGUUGUGUUUGAUCUGAUGUGUCUCCUAAAAGGACACACUUUCUUAAGUUUUUAUAUGUAGAGAAUAAUGUUUUGGUCUGAGCCAAUUUGCUGGUAUAACUGGGUUUUGCCUUGACAUGAAAAGAUAUGUUGUAUGUAACUAGAAAUUCAUAUGAAAAAUGUUAUUGUAGUACAUAACUAUUUGAUACCAUUCACCCAAAAAAACAUUUUGGCCCAGAAUGAAAAUUUUGUGAACUAGCGUGGCGCUGAAGGUGUUAUUAAGUUAUAUCGACGAUUUUUUGUGUUUUCUGUGUUAUUCCUUUAAUUUUUAGAUAUUUAGUCUGCUUUUAUAUAAAAAGAAUGUGUGUACUUUGUACGCACGUAAGAAGUUAUACUUCUAUUAUAUGAUUUCAACGAAAUCAAUAUACUUUAAACAGUUUCUCUACUACUUUCCAAAAAUUUUUAUUAAAACAAUACCAAAAAAUAAACGAAUAAAACACACACAAACACAUUGAAAAAUGCCACAAAUGAUUUCUGAACAAUAAUUGUUGCCAAAAAUUUUAAUUAAAUACGUAUUUUCUGAAAAAAUUAUAUAAUAAUAUACUUACAAUCAUAAAAUCUAUAAAAAAAAUAAAAAAAAUGAUAUAACUUGCAUUGGGCUUGAACCUACUUCCCGUGUAUCCCGCCGUAUGAGAGUCGAAGCGAUUUCAAACUGCCCCACCUUCGCGUAUACGUCAUGUGGGAAUAUACACAAACUGAACAACUUUUUGACAUUUUGUUUAUAUGAAUUUUUAUUAGUUUGAUUUUUGUCGAAUUAAAAUACAACAAUAUAUAGAGUAAGAAAACGAAACAUUAGAUGAAAAUUUGUAGAAAGUUUGUUCGUAAUCAGAUUAUGUAAAUUAAAGCAUUGCCUACUAGGGGUAUAGCAUAGCAAGUACUAGGUAAGUACAUUAUUUUUUUUACUUUUUCCAAAUAGGUAUGAAGAUAAUUUUUUAUUGGAAUACAACUGAAAUAUUUAGAAUUACGUACCUGUGGCUUUUCAAAACUAUUUAAAAAGUCACUAUAAUUAUAAAUUUGAUUUUAUUUCUGUCCUCACAACAAUAAAAACUAAUAUAUUAUACAUUUUUGUUUACCGAUAACCUCCAUAUUGUAACAAUAACGAGCGUUCGGGUAUUUAUUUACGACUUUAUUAUUUAUUUAUACAAGUUUACUUUACAAACUUUAGCUUAAGACUAAACUCUAUUCACAAAAAUUAUGCCUUAUAUAUCCUAGUCGUUAUUCUCGAUCAUUCCGGGCUAAGCCAGCUCUCCGACUAUCGUGUGACCUUCCAACAACCGCGCAUCGGUUCCACGUAUAGCGUGCUUCGAUCUAGACUUUUCUCGGCUUACGUCUUGCGGCCGGUGACUCAUUGUUUUGCUACAUUGCUCCCCUCUUAAGAUCUGAGCGUCCCGAUCAGCAACUCUAGAUGAAGGCCCAGGAUGGCGGAAUCUACACGACUCUCCAGCUUUGCAUACACCCUUCAAGAAGAAAUAACAGUCUACUGUCUUUGAAGGAUCCGACAUCUUCGGGUUCAUGCAACACACAGUAAUUCGUACGCCAGUUUCUCGGAAGACCACUUCAAGCAUGCUUCUCACAAUCUUCCAAUCCAGAUUUUCUACUGCAUGGCCUAUUUUUGGUAAAGCCAAAUCUUUGAUGUCAUAAUUACACACGAUUUUCUUCAAAUUACUUAGAGCACGCCAUAUGUUCUCAUAGCUUGGCGUGUCCGUAUAAGACUUCCUGGUCACCAUAUACAGCAAAGAUCGAGGACCAUCUUCCAAUCGCAGUACUCUUCCAAUUUUAGGCUGCUGAUUUCUUAAUUCGUCCAGGCGGCCGAACUUUCUAUUGAAUACGGACGAGAUUCCUUUAGUCAUCUCGAGGUCUUGGGCAACACAGUGGGCUAGAGAGACGUUUUCUGGAACACCAAACAGAUCUUGCUGAACUUCUGUGGUCACGCCGAAUCUAGCACUCUUUCUUUCUGCGUAAUUUGAUGAUAAAUUCCUUAAAACUUGGCUGUGCGGCAUCUUUCAUUUCCUGUUGGAGGACUCGGGCUUCUUCUGUUUCAUUGGAGCCAGCAUAUGGUGCAAGACGAUUUAUGUGAAUAACUUUUGGUUUACCGUUUGGCAACUUCUUAAUUCUGUAUAUUACGUCAUUUAUUUUCUUCUUAACUUCAUACGGACCUUCCCAUUGUCUUUGUAGUUUAGGACACAAGCCGCGACGACGUUGUGGAUUAUAAAGCCAGACAAGAUCACCUAUUUCGAAGCUUUCAUUCUUGCAUCGAGAAUCAUAUUGAUCUUUCAUUCUGUCACUGGCUAUCUGGAUGUGUUGUCGGGCAAAUUCAUGAAUGUUGUUCAUUCGUAUCUUCAGGUCGACGUAUUCUUCGCCUGCAACAUGUUCCUCGGAAGGUCUGCAGCCAAACUCUAGGUCGCAGGGCAAACGAACUUCACGACCCAACAUCAGGCAGGUUGGAGUUUGACCUGUAGUUUCAUUUACGGCCGAGCGGUAGGCCAUCAGGAAUAAAUGAAUGUGUUGGUCCCAAUCUCGCUGAUGUUCAGAUACAACUUUGGACAAGUGUUUACCCAUCGUUCGGUUCAUCCUCUCGACCAUCCCAUCUGAUUGAGGAUGCAGGGGUGUUGUUCUGGUCUUAUUGGCACCAAUCAAUUUACAAACGUUUUGGAAAAGAGCUGACUCAAAGUUUCGCCCUUGGUCGGAGUGGAUCUCCAAGGGAACACCAAAUCGGCUGAAGAAUUCUCUAACAAGUACCUCUGCAACGGUAGCAGCUUCUUGAUUCGGUAAUGCAUAGGCCUCGGUCCAUUUCGUAAAAUAAUCCAUGGCUACCAGGAUGUAUUUAUUUCCAGCAUCGGUUUCUGGAAAUGGACCUGCAAUGUCGAUUGCUACUCUUUCCAGAGGACUGCCAACAUUGUACUGUCUCAUGGGUGCUCUCUUUUUACCAACUGGACCAUUACCGGAUGCACACAGUUCACAUUUCCGGCACCAUCUUCUUACAUCAUCUUUACAGUUCACCCAAUAGAACCGUUCUCGAACCUUUUGCAGAGUCUUCGUAAUACCAAAGUGUCCACCUGAUGUACCGUCAUGCAACUGACGCAAUACUUCUGACACUUUACUUUUAGGUACAAUCAACUGAAGCUUCGAUUCUGUACCAUCAUCGUUCUCAAAGGUUCUGUACAGAAGAUCAUCUUUUAGUACCAGGCAAUUCCAUUGGCUCCAGCCAGGCAACCAAAUAACGUUUAAAAAACGUUGAAAAAACGUCAUAAUUAUCACCAAACGACGUCAGUUUAUCACGUUUUUUCGACGUCGAAGAUCACGUGAAUAUGUCCCACCAUAAGUCACGUCAUUUUUAUCACGUUUUAAGUACGUGAUAUGAAAAACGUAGUUUUUACGUCGAUUUUGCGUCGUUUUUUAGAUUUAAUUUUCAUUUUAUGGAUUUAGAAAUACACAAUAAUUGAAUGGGCCCACCACAUGGUUUGUUUUUGAGAAGUCAAAGAAAAAGUUUUAUAUUGUGAUAAUGGUGAGUUUAUACAUUUUAAAGGUGAGUAAUACAGUUUGUAUUUUGUAUUUAAAAACUGUAUUACUAACCCUUAAAAUGUAUAAACUCACCAUCAUCACAAUAUUAAGACUUUUUCUUUGACUUCUCAAAAACAAACCAUGUGGCGCUUACAACGUUAUUCGGCAGGCCCAUUCAAUUAUUCGUAUGGGCAUUGUUAGUAUUGCAAUUUUUCCAUUUAAAUAAAACCAAAUAGAAGGCUUGUUAAAAUGCAUAGAAUUACAAUAUCCUCAAUGCAACAUAUAUAACAUACAUAGAAUUUUCACUUUUUAUAUUAUAAGUAUUUACUGUGUCAAAAGUGAAACAACAUAUAAACUAAUAAAUCAUUUAUUAACAAAUUAAACAUUUAAGUCACAAUGUAAUAACAAACUUAAGUUUAAACCAUUUAAGUUAUAUAACAUAUAUAAUUAUUAUAAUUAUACCACACACUUUAAAGGUACGAUUCCGACAACUACUGCAGAUGGCAGUUACAGUUGUCACCAUGACAGACGUCAUUAUUUUGCACUAAUAAUUUGCAUAAUUAUUAGCAACUGACGUUCUGCCAGACAGCAGUUGCAGUCAGAUGUCGGAAUCAGUCUCAUACAGAUAAAUAGUGCAAAGUAGUAACGUCCAUAACGCCGAGAACUGCAACUGAUGUUUGCAGUUGCUGUCUGCAGUCGUUAUCGGAAUCGUA